AUGGCCGACGACGAGGUGGUCGUCGCGUCCGCGGAGGAGUCGCUGACCACUCCGCUGCUCGAGCCAGCCGCGAGCCCCCGCGACCCGUCGGUGGAGGUGAGUCUGUACCGGCGGGGCGCCGGCCCGCCCAAGGUCUUCCGGUCGGGCCUGAGGGGCCCUCGCCGCGACCGCCUCGACGUGCGCGGCAUCCAGGCAGAGCACGAGCUCCGCGCCCUCUUCGCCUUCAAGCCGGGGGUCUCCCGCCGCGGCCUCCGGAUCCGGCCCGACCCGGCGACCGGCCACUCCGCCGUGCCCUUCCGCGACGGCGCCGCCAUCGCCCUCGACGGCGAGCCCAAGGUGCAGGUGUCGUGGACCAAGCCUGCCUCGAUGAUCGUCGUCGGUCUGCUGGUGCUGGCGUUGAUGGCGGUGGUGGCUUUCAACGGGGUGCCGGAGUCGCUACUGUCGUCGAGCGUAGUCAAAGCCCUCUUCUCGCCGUGGAUCCUCGCCAGCGCGGUUAUCGUCUUCGUCCGUCUCAGGAUGCGGCCACAAGCUCCUCCCCGUCUCAGGAUGCGGCCACAAGCUCCUCCAUGA
Triticum turgidum subsp. durum (durum wheat) is the source of this 570-nucleotide messenger RNA. The record is from the annotation of a GenBank genome assembly. NCBI's taxonomy places the organism in Eukaryota, Viridiplantae, Streptophyta, Magnoliopsida, Poales, Poaceae.